This is a messenger RNA of Symbiodinium pilosum, 561 nucleotides long. The record is from the annotation of a GenBank genome assembly. Lineage: Eukaryota; Dinophyceae; Suessiales; Symbiodiniaceae.
AUGGACUUGCAGUACAUCACCGCAAAUGUGUCUGAGUCCACCAGGAUACAAGCUGAUGCUGAGAAGCUCAUGUCCAGAAUCCUUACUCUCGGUAUGCCGACGAUUGCUGCAAUCAAUGGGCACAUAACAGCUGGCGGGGCCAUGCUGGGGCUGGCUUUUGACAAGCGCUUGAUGCCGGCUGCUUCGCCAGGACUCUUCUUCGUGCCCGGCAUUGACAUUGGCCUGGUAUAUUCUGCCGGGAUGACAGAGUUGAUGAAAGCCAAGUUGCCUCUGGCUAUGUGGAACGACACGCUCUGCAUGGCAAAACGUUAUCAGUCGGAAGAGCUCAAAGCAAAAGGAGUUGUGGAGGACACCCCACCAGCGUCAGAGCUUUACCCGGCUGCCAUGGACCUGGCCAAGUCCUUGCGAAGUAAAGGCAAAGAUCCGAAGACACGUGAGACGAUGCAUGGCAUAAAGCGCAAUCUCUACAAGGACGUGAUUGCUGUGCUGGGGCAGAAUGUGCAAGACAUGGGUUUUGCUGAGGGCACUUUUGAUGCCACUGGGAGAGCCCAGAAGGCAUGA